CUCCCUCCUCGACCUCCCUCCAUCCUUUCCUUCCUGCUUUUCCCACCAUAUUUCCUUGAUUCUCAGUCAUCCUUCCUUUGAUUUCCUCCUCCUCCCUGAAACAUCAUUUUAAUAACCUUUUUUUUCUCCUUUCUGGUCGUCCUGUUUAAAUCUCGGUGCCUUUGAGGCAUUUUCCUUCCUUCCUUCCUUCCUUCCUUCCUUCCUUCCUUCCUUCCUUCCUUCCUUCCUUCCUUCCUUCCUCAUGUCUUCAUCCUGAGCUCCUCCAUCAGGGUGACUGAGGAGACUCUGCUGGACCCUCCGAACGCUCCGCUCCUUCACUCCCUCCAUCCCUCCAUCCCUGUUCUCCUCUGGACUCCAAACUGCAGCAUUUAAAGGGUCCCAGCCUGUGUGGGGGUGUGUUUAUGGGGGGGUCACUCCUGUUUCCUCUGAGAUGAGUUUGAUCAGCACCUGGUGGAUCUAGGCCACGUAACCGAGAGUGUUGGAUUAUCAGCUGCAGGUAGGAAACAAAGAUCUCCAUGGCUAAAGUAACUCCGUUACUCCCACACCAAGUCUCCAGGUUAACUCCACCCUCUAUCGUUCUACAAGAUAUGGAUGAGGAGGAGCCAGGUGAAACCAGCCAGCAGCACAGAGACACUAAAGAAACGGGAGCAGGGCUUCUCUUCAAUGCCAACAACAGCAACAACAAUGAAGAGGAAGAGGAGAAGAAGAAAAAGAAGAAGGAGAAGAAAGAGAGGAAGGAGAAGAAGGAGAAAGAAAAACAGGAGAAGAAGGAGAGGAAACAGAAGGAGAAAGAAGAGAAGGAGAAGGCCAAGGAAAAGGAGAAGGAGAAGGAGAAAGAGAAGGAGAAGGAGAAGGAGAAGGAGAAGGAGAAGCCUCCCAAGGAGAUCACAGUGAUUGAUCCUGCAGGAAACAUGUACUACUACUGGCUGGGUGUUAUCACUGUUCCUGUCAUGUACAACUGGACUCUGAUUAUAGCCAGGGCGUGUUUUGAGGAGUUGCAGACUGACUACUUGAUCUUCUGGUUCAUCCUGGACUUCUUAGCAGACCUCACCUACCUUGGUGACAUGGUUUUCAGAACCAGGACUGGGUACCUGGAGCAGGGUUUGCUGGUGAAGGACGAGCAGAAGCUACGUGAACGGUACAUGAAAAGCUUCCAGUUCAAAAUAGACCUGGUAUCCAUGAUUCCCACUGACAUCUUCUACUUUGUCCUUGGAGUCACUUACCCCGAGAUCCGCCUCAACAAACUCUUCAGGUUUAACAGGAUGAUGGAGUUCUUCCAGCGGACAGAGACCAGGACAAACUACCCCAAUGUUCUUCGUAUCUCCAACCUCGUCAUGUACAUCCUCAUCAUCAUCCACUGGAACGCCUGCCUCUACUACUCCUUCUCCAAGGCCAUUGGUUUCGGUUCUGACAGGUUUGUGUAUCCCGACCCGAAAGAUCCAGAAUUUGGUCGUCUGGUGAGGAAGUAUGCCUACAGCAUGUACUGGUCCACGCUGACACUCACUACCAUUGGAGAAACGCCACCACCUGUAGAGAACUCUGAGUACUUCUUUGUGGUCACUGACUUUCUGGUGGGUGUGCUGAUUUUUGCUACCAUCGUCGGUAACGUUGGCUCCAUGAUCACUAACAUGAACGCUGCCAGAGCCGACUUCCAAGCUCGCAUCGAUGCCAUCAAACAGUACAUGAGUUUCCGAAAGGUAACAAAAGACCUGGAGAAGCGAGUGAUCAAAUGGUUUGACUUCCUGUGGACCAAUAAGAAAGCAGUGGAUGAGAGGGAAGUGUUGAAAUACCUGCCUGACAAACUGAGAGCCGAGAUCGCCAUCAACGUCCACCUGGACACCCUGAAGAAGGUCCGUAUUUUUGCAGACUGCGAGGCCGGCCUGUUGGUGGAGCUGGUGCUGAAGCUGCAGCCUCAGGUCUACAGCCCAGGAGACUACAUCUGUAAGAAAGGCGACAUUGGCAGAGAGAUGUACAUCAUCAAGGAGGGAAAACUUGCUGUGGUUGCUGAUGACGGUGUCACGCAGUUUGUUGUUCUCAGCGAUGGGAGCUACUUUGGAGAGAUCAGCAUUCUCGCCAUCAAAGGCAGUAAGGCAGGAAACAGGAGGACAGCUAACAUCAGGAGCAUCGGGUACUCCGACCUCUUCUGCCUUUCCAAAGAUGACCUGAUGGAAGCCCUGACAGAGUAUCCUGAUGCUAAAGCUCUGCUCGAGGAGAAGGGAAGGCAGAUUCUAAUGAAGGAUGGGCUGCUGGACCUCGAGGUGGCAGCGCAGGGCCCCGACCCCAAAGAGAUCGAGGAGAAGGUGGACCGGAUGACAAGCAAUCUGGACGCCCUGCAGACCCGCUACGCCCGGCUGCUGGCCGAGCACGAAGCCACUCACAGCAAGCUCAAACACAGAGUCACCCGGCUGGAGAAGAAGCUGGUGCCGCCCCCACAAGCUGAGCCGUCAGGUGAUGCUCCACCCCCAACACCUGAGACACAGGCAACCAAAGAAGAGGAGAAGUAAGAGGAAGAUUAAGACGAGGACUGUUUGAUUUUAGGGUCAGCUGGGCGGGAGGAUCCAGAGGUUUGAACCUGACGGGGAAUUCUGGACGUUCAUCUUCAGAGUUUCUGUUAACGUUUUGAAGCCAAAUUAGAAAAAAACCUGUGAAAUUGUGUUUGUCACAUUCAGGUGUUUGUAACAUCCCUUCACACGAGAACGCCUCUCAUUAAAGUAUUAACCUGCUGGA
Molecule: messenger RNA, 2727 nt
Organism: Archocentrus centrarchus (flier cichlid)
Lineage: Eukaryota; Metazoa; Chordata; Actinopteri; Cichliformes; Cichlidae
Gene: cnga1b
Product: cyclic nucleotide gated channel subunit alpha 1b
Exons: 16
Coding region: 516-2504 (662 amino acids)
Biological process (GO): monoatomic cation transmembrane transport
Cellular component (GO): plasma membrane; intracellular cyclic nucleotide activated cation channel complex
Molecular function (GO): protein-containing complex binding; intracellularly cAMP-activated cation channel activity; intracellularly cGMP-activated cation channel activity
Source: RefSeq, a predicted model, not a curated record